GCGCUUGCUUGAGUCGACCAUGGCAGUCGCGGGAAGUGGUGGGGAUUCGGCCUCUUUCUCAGCGUGACCGAUAACUGUGACUGUGAAGCACCAGAGAGAGAGACUGUUUUUAACAAGACGCGGUAGAAGAAGAAACUAGAUUUUGUGCCUCUUUCUCUACACCAGACUUCGCUGUGCAGCAGCGCAUCCCAAAUCCAUGCGGCGACUCCCCCUUCUCGUGUACCUCUCCCUCGCCUCCCUUCUUCUCCACUAUCCUCCUUGUUCUUCUUUUUCGGCUCUCUGUCCCAUCGCCAACAUUGUGGUGCUGGUCCUUGAGAACCGCUCCUUCGAUCACAUGCUUGGGUGGAUGAAGCAAUCCCUCAACCCCUCAAUUGACGGCCUAACCGGCACCGAAUGUAACCCCCAUGCCACCGACGACCCUCGGUCCCCCCUCAUCUGCGUCUCCGACGACGCCCAAUUCGUGGACCCCGACCCCGGCCACUCCUUCGAGGACGUCCUGCAACAAGUCUUCGGCUCCGCCGCUGUCCCCUCCAUGUCCGGCUUCGUCCAGCAGGCCCUCUCCAUCUCUCGCAACCUCUCCCGUGCCGUCAUGAAGGGCUUCAGCCCCGACAGCAUCCCCGUAUUCGCGUCGCUGGUGCAGGACUUCGCGGUGUUCGACCGCUGGUUCUCGUCGAUCCCCGGGCCGACUCAGCCCAAUCGGCUCUUCGUCUACUCCGCCACCUCCCACGGCGCAAUCCGCCACGACAAGCUCAAUCUGCUCAUGGGGUACCCGCAAAACACCAUCUUCGACUCGAUCCACGAAGAGGGAUUAGACUUCGGGAUCUACUUCAAGAACAUACCCACCACUCUAUUCUACAAGAAUUUGCGCAGGUUGAAGUACAUUUCCAAAUUCCAUUUUUUCUCGACGUUUAGGGAGCAUGCUAGGAGGGGGAAGCUUCCGAGUCUGAGCGUGAUCGAGCCGAGGUACUUCGAUUUGCUGGAUUACCCGGCGGAUGACGACCACCCUUCGCAUGAUGUUGCCAACGGACAGAAGCUUGUCAAGGAAGUGUACGAAGCGCUGAGGUCCAGUCCGCAGUGGAAUCAAAGCUUGUUUAUCAUCACCUACGAUGAGCACGGAGGGUUUUACGACCAUGUUACUACUCCUUAUCAAGGCGUUCCAAGUCCUGAUGGGAUUGUUGGACCGGAGCCUUUCUUCUUCAAGUUUGAUAGAUUGGGAGUUCGAAUUCCAACGAUUAUGGUUUCUCCGUGGAUCAACAAGGGAACAGUGGUAGGUAAGGCGAAUGGUCCAAGUUUAACCUCAGAAUUUGAGCACUCGUCAAUUCCUGCAACCAUAAAGAAGUUAUUCAAUCUUAAAGCAGAUUUUUUAACAAAGAGGGAUGCAUGGGCUGGAACCUUUGAAGAUAUUGUGGGACAGUUAUCCUCUCCAAGAACUGACUGCCCUGAAACAUUACCAGAUGUUCGUUCUCUGAGAAUCAUUGAUCCAAAAGAAGAUAGUUUGCUUUCAGAAUUCCAGAGAGAACUAAUUCAAUUGGCUGCAUUUCUCAAUGGUGAUUACUUUUUGACCAGCUUCAGCAGUGAAACAAACAAGAAUAUGACUGCCACGGAAGCCAAUUCAUAUGUAGAAAGAGCUGUUUCAAGAUUCCUAGCAGCAGGAAAACAAGCCAUUAAGUUGGGAGCAGAUGGAUCAGCCAUUGUAAAUAUGAGGUCAUCUCUGUCCAGUAAAAUUGGAUCCCCAUGAUCGAAAAGGACUUCAUCUGUUCACUAUUCUCAUCUUUCUCAUGCACAGAGCUAUUCGAAAAGUACUAGUUUAUGUGCUCAGGAGUGUCUUCUAACUCUGUUCAAAGGAAGAGAUGGUCAUGAAGAUAGCUCAAAGAUUUCUUCUGUUCUAUUGCGUGCUCAUCAUGUGUUUAUGUAAUGUAAUUUACAACAAUAGAUUUGCUUCUUUUGCAAGGUUGAGAUACAUUUAUGUUUCCAGGACUGCUUUUACUAAAAACAUAAGGACUGCUUUUACUAAAAACAUAAUGUAACUGUACAAGUACCAGUUUCGAGCAUUGGAGGAAAUAUAUUUUCUAAAUUGUUUUAAA
Messenger RNA from Zingiber officinale, 2084 nucleotides. Its product is annotated as non-specific phospholipase C6. The transcript is spliced from 3 exons. The record is from RefSeq and is a predicted model, not a curated record. Gene Ontology annotation, biological process: phospholipid catabolic process. NCBI's taxonomy places the organism in Eukaryota, Viridiplantae, Streptophyta, Magnoliopsida, Zingiberales, Zingiberaceae. Gene Ontology annotation, molecular function: hydrolase activity, acting on ester bonds. The coding region runs from base 197 to 1738 and encodes 513 amino acids.